UCCCAGUUUCUCUGUUUCCCACUUGCGGAAACAUCGCUUCAAACAGACGCUGGAUGUGGUGGUCCUAGCAACGAAGACGCUGCCUAUCCCUGUCUUUUUUCGGAUAUAGUAGUCUUGAAUAGUCAAUUGUUUUCGACGGCAUUCAUGAAAUAGCCUGAAAUUCAGUGUGUGGAGAAAAAGAUGAUUUCGCCGUGGGACCGGUGGUACUCGACGAGCUGCUGCCUUUGCUGCCAUGUACGGACGGGCACCAUUAUUCUGGGAAUAUGGUAUAUGCUCAUCAAUGCAGUGGUCUUACUCAUCCUGCUGUCAGCGCUCAAUGACCCAGUUCAGUACCGCUACCACCUUACCAGCUCCGAGCUGGGAACUGACAUCGACGUCAUGGACGAUGCAAAUAUCUGCAUAGCAACUGCAAUAUCCCUACUCAUGAUUCUUAUAUGUGGCAUGGCAACAUAUGGUGCUUACAAGCAACAUGCUGCUUGGAUCAUCCCAUUCUUCUGCUACCAAAUCUUCGACUUUGCCCUUAAUACACUGGUAGCCAUUAGUGUGGUGGUUUAUCCCAACACGGUGCAGGACUACCUCCAGCAGCUGCCAGGGACAUUUCCUUACAAAGAGGACAUCAUGUCCACCAACAACAUGUGCCUAAUCUUUGCAGUUCUCCUCUUCAUUGGCUGCAUCUUGUCCUUCAAGGCCUACCUGAUUGGCUGUGUGUGGAACUGCUACAGAUAUGUGAGCGGCAGGGGCACCACCGAGGUCCUGGUUUAUGUCACCACAAACGACACCACAGUUCUGCUGCCACCAUAUGAAGAAGCUGUUGCCAUCCCACCGAAGGAGCCUCCUCCACAAUAUAUGGAGGCAUGAGAUAUGCCCUCGCUGUUGGAUUACAUAACCCAAUCCCCCGACCAUAUCUUCUUCCAACAGUAGGAGUCCAACGCUGGCUGCACCGUGUUGGAAAAACAAUGUCUUAGAUGCUGGUCCAGCUUGGAUUCCUGCCAACUUUAGAGUAAAUUAAGCUGACCUGAGCCAGUAUUACCAUUAAUUCUGCUCCCUUCUUCCACCACCCAGUUGUUGUAAUGUAUGCCCCUCUUCUCAUGCCCUUUGUCCUCUUCCAAGGACACCAUCGCAUCAGCUUUCAGACUCCACCCCCCACAGCCAUCACCACUUCCAGCCAACCCUCUGGGUAGCUGCUGUUCCUUGGAAGUAACUCCUGCACGCCUUGAUCACUCUGACCCGACUUAAUUAGCACUUUUCUUUGAUUGAAAAGUGAAAACGGUUUGGCCACCAACUGUUAACCCACAUUACUGUGAACCUCCUUUGCAGUGUUUUGUCUAGAAACCAACUACCUGAAUAGAGAUAAAGCAACAAGAAGGAAGGAAAUUUACAUUGUUAGUUAUACAAGAGCACUUUCAGAAAGUGACAAAUUUCCUUCAUUGAAUGUAAUCCCGGGGUAUUUUUGUAAGACUUUUUUGUAUAACAGUAAAACCUGAGCGAAAACACGUAUCAUAAAAGGCUCUCCUGUUCUUAUAAAAUAUCUUCUGCGUGCCGAUGUUGCUGGUCCUGCUGGGAAGUGUUUCGAUAAAAGUUUUAUGACUAGUAAUUACUCUGUCUUCCUUUUGUAUUCACAGUCCAUGAACCUGUAACCCGUCAACUGUGAAACCCACGUUCACACCAUUAAUUUGAUUCAUAGUAUUCCACUUUGCCUUCUUUGCCACUUCCUUUAUUUUUUCAAGCUCUAAAGAGUUUGUGAUAAUCCAGUGAAGCACUUAGCACAAACCUGACCCACUGCAGAUCCACAUUCAGAAAGGCAAUGCACAGAAAUGUGUGUGAAUAAUGAUAAAUGUGUGGAAAUGUUUCCGUUGAGACGUCUAUUUUGUGUUCCCGUUGAGUUUCGGCUGUAACAGCAUCGAUUGUGUCUUUACUUGUUUUUUGUUUGUACGUGGAUCAUGGUGUGUGAUCUGAUGUUUUUAGUUGAGUUAACUUAGCCGGGCUGAGGGCAUUUUCCUCUAUAUACUGCGUGACAUGCUGCUGCACAUGCAAAUUGUAUGUGGGUGUGCAUUUUUGUGUGCGCUUGCCUGCAUUGCAUUAUCAUGGAACUCCUAGGUCCUGUGUAUAUGGUAACAUUUUUUUCCCCCAUGCAGUGAUGAUAUGAUGAGAUGUUUUCUAUGCUGGUAAUUUUCUUGAAAUGAGAACCUUUGAUGGGAAUCUAAAGCAUUAGCACAAAAUCAUUAUACAUCAUAUGAAGCUAGUUAAAGAGUGCAAAUGCUUGUCCUUUGCCAAGAACUGUUUGGGCAAACAGUAGAGCAUUGAGACAGUAAAUAAUGUAUUUAAUCCAGUUACAUCAACUACAUUUUAUUAUUCAGUCUAUGCAACAAUGCAUUCACCAACUUGUUAGAGUUGCUUAAACAGUUGUGAUCAGGAGUUCACAUAGAAAAGAAUUGGGUGCACAAGUUUGAAUUCAUUUUGGAUUUUCUCUAAUCUACACAGAGUGGAAAGUAUGUAUACAGGCUCAAAUAUAUAAAUACAUAAAUGUCCCUUAGCAAGUUGCACCUCGACCAGAUGCUUUUGAAUUAUGCCAUCAACAAGUUUCUGGCAUACUUCUGGCUGGAUAUUUGACCACUCUCAUUGGCAGAAUUAGUAGAGUUCAUUUAAAUUGGUUGAUUUCCUGGCACAGACCCAGCUUUUAAACAUAGUCCACAAAUUUUCAAUACGGUUGAGGUCGGGGCUUUGGGAAGGCUAUUCCAGAUGCUUAUUGUUAGCCUGCUUCAUCCAUUCCAGAAACAGUUUUGAUGUGUGUUUGGGAUCACUGUCCCAUUGGAACAGCCAAGUUUCAACCAUGUAGCUGUUGAUUUGAAGUUGGAAGAAUUUUGAGGUAGUCCUUCUUCAUGAUUCCAUCCACUUUGUGCAGUUACCAGUAUCACUGGCAGCAUAUUAUGUAUGCUAUCAGUAUCAAGAAGUUAAUAGGCCUUGGUCUUGUCAAGUUAAGAGAUUGUCGAACCUUCAGCACCACCUAUUAAAACAUUUGAGUGUAUGUGUAUACUUGCCUGUAUGCAUACUUUCGACCCUGUUUGGAUCAGAGAAAAUCCAAAAUAAAUUCAAACUUGUGUAUCCAAUUCUAGUUUGCUUUAAGUGAUUAAAGAUGUAUGCUUUAGAAUCAUUCUUCUGACCACAACUGUACGUGUACAAUGAAGUAGUUUUGUUGGAUUUGAUACUAAUACUGUAGUCCAUAAUGUAGUCAUAUGUCGGCCCCUCUGUUUAUCAUCCUUGUCUGUGUGAAUUAUGACCGCUGCUUAUCCAACAAAGCUGAAAAUGAAAUUGCACUUUAAACUCAGUGUGGGCUCACUGAAAACUGAUGUAUUUGUGGGUUUUGUUCAUCUUUGUCAUAAAUCGUGUGAUCUGUCUGCAAAGCUGCAGAGCUGAACAUUGUCAUGAGACUGGAGAAUUUCUGCUGAGGUUUGCAGGAUUUAAGGCUUGCAGUGUCUGGACCAAGUGGACGGCCAAUGGCUCUUUUUUAUUAGUCACUUUGAGGCUGUUCUUUUCUCUCGUCUUGUUGGAUCUGCAUGAGCUCAUGUCUUCAAUUCUGAAUAAUAAAAAGCUUAAACAUCUA
Archocentrus centrarchus (flier cichlid) is the source of this 3601-nucleotide messenger RNA. It is a transcript of the gene laptm4b, whose product is annotated as lysosomal protein transmembrane 4 beta. The transcript is spliced from 7 exons. The record is from RefSeq and is a predicted model, not a curated record. Lineage: Eukaryota; Metazoa; Chordata; Actinopteri; Cichliformes; Cichlidae. The coding region runs from base 181 to 858 and encodes 225 amino acids. Gene Ontology annotation, cellular component: lysosomal membrane.